Molecule: messenger RNA, 1481 nt
Organism: Fopius arisanus
Lineage: Eukaryota; Metazoa; Arthropoda; Insecta; Hymenoptera; Braconidae
Product: leucine-rich repeat-containing protein 15-like
Exons: 1
Coding region: 52-1059 (335 amino acids)
Molecular function (GO): protein binding
Source: RefSeq, a predicted model, not a curated record
AUAAACCCUAAAUAUUCGAAGCCUUGUAGUCAUUUUGAAAAUUCAGCAAAGAUGAAAGGUUUUCCGUUCACCUUUGUUCUCAUUUUUAUAUCGACGUAUUCCCUGACUGGUUCAAAUUUUCUAUCCUGCAACGAAACACUUACUUUAAAUUAUGAAGAGUGCAAACCUGCGAAUUCGUCAGUCUUGGUAAAAGUCCAUCGAAAUACCCAGAAGGUAAAAUAUUUCAUUGAAGACAAGGUCAAGCUUGUGAGACCGACACAUCUGGAGUUCUACCCUACUGGUUCUCUGAUCUGCACGACUCCUGAAACCAUCACCGUCACCAACACCUCCUUUAGUGAUCUCCAAGGCGUGAAAUCUGUCCACAUAGAGUGCGUGCAAUUUCGAGGUUUUCCAACGCCAUUCAAAAAUCAAAAUCAUCUCGAAACAUUAAGUUUCCUCUACAACGAAUUUACCAAAUUCCCUCAAGAAUUCUGCGCGGAUAUUCCGUCGAUCAAAUCCAUAACGCUAGGAUAUCAGCAGAUUACAAACCUGUCCAGAGCUUCGUUCUUUUCAAUCACGACACACCUGCAGAGUCUCCAAUUGCAGCACAGUCAUUUGAAAACUAUCGAACCAGAAACAUUCUCAAGGUUCAGGUACCUGAAAACCCUGGAAUUGAACGGCAAUGAGCUAGAGAUACUGCGACCUGACAUGUUCGAUGGUCUCAGUGUUCUGGAGACUCUUAAUUUGGGAGAGAACAUCAUCAGUACGAUAAAACCUGGAACUUUCGCCAGUACGACGAGUCUUCGUGGAUUAUUCUUGCAUUCGAAUAGAUUGGAGGACAUGCCAAAGAGAAUAUUCUGCGAUCUUCUGGAUUUAGAAGAUUUGCACCUCCAUAGAAAUCCAUUGAAGUCCAAUCCCUCUGUUUUUUUGACAGGACGUGAUAAUCUAACCGAGUAUUCUCGGGGAAUCUAUAAAGUGGGCAACAUUAAAAAACAAGAGGAAUCCUUCUUCUCGACACUACUUUCAUACACUGCGUUACCCUGGCUUCUGAAUAACCUUUUUAAUGAUAAUUUCAAUUAAAAGUAAUUGAGAUUCUUAUUAAAAAAAUUGUUGAUGACAGCAAUAUAAUUAUUACAUAUACAAUACAAAAUACAAUACUAUUACUAGGUAUUAACGCGCGCGUACUUUAUGUAAUGUGGUGAAGAAGAAAGGAGCAUGGAAUUGUUUUUUUUAUUGCUUUCAAUUAAUAAAAAAAAAACUCAUUAAUUGUGGUUAUUAUCAUCAAUUACUAUCAAUUGGUAACUCAUUUAUUUCAUCAGAUAAGACUAUUUUGGUUUUCAGCGAAACAAUUAUAUCGAUAGUCUUCCUUGUAUUUCUCAUAUUUACAAACCGUCCGUACGUAAUUAUGAAAUAAAAAUAAAGAAUUGUUUCGUCAUAACGUUUUGAAUAAAGCCCACACGAGCCCACAGCCAACUGCUGUGACUUCUGUGUUGUUGGGAGAA